AUGAACACAGGCUCUCAAAUCCGCCUGUUACUGUGGAAGAACUGGACCCUCCGCAAGAGACAGAAGGUCCGCUUCCUGGUGGAGAUCAUCUGGCCCGUGUUGUUAUUUGUUGGUUUGGUUUGGCUAAGGAAGGCUAAUCCUCUGUACCAACAACAUGAGUGUCAUUUUCCAAACAAGGCCAUGCCGUCAGCAGGGAUUCUCCCCUGGAUACAGGGCAUCUUCUGCAACGCCGACAACCCCUGCUUCAAAUAUCCCACCAGAGGGGAGUCUCCGGGUGUUGUCUCCAACUACAACAACUCAGUAUUGGCACGGUUCUAUGUUGAUGCCCAGGAGCUUCUGCUCAAUGAAACUGAGGUCCGGCAGCUCGGCCGUGUUUGGCAGGAGAUGUCAUCCUUUGCUAACUUCAUGGACUCGUUGCGCAACAACCCAUCUCUGCUGACAGGUCGUGGGCUGAAGAUAGAUGACAUGCUGAAGGAUGAUGAAGUUUUCACAGCCUACCUUUUGCGAGAUGUUCCCCUCUCAGAAUCCAUCGUCUACCAGCUUGUUAAUGCGAAAUUACGACUGGAACAGUUUGCCUUCGGCAUCCCAGACCUGCAGCUGAAAGACAUAGCCUGCAGCCAGGCCCUGCUGGAGCGCUUCAUCAUCUUCCCCAGUCGCAUGGGGCUCCAAGGGGUCCGCAAUGCCAUGUGUGCCCUCAGCCGGCAGAGCUUGCAGAAGAUAGAGGACGUCCUUUACGCUAAUAUGGACUUCUUUAAAAUCUUCAAACUGAUGCCUCAGGUUGUGGACAGCAGCUCACAGGGGAUCGACCUGCACUUCUGGGGUCGUGUUCUUAAGGCACUGUCGGAGAGGAUCCAAGUUUUGAUGGAGAGGGAGAGCUCUCAGGAACUCCUGCAGAGGCUUUCCUCUCUGUUUCAAGACGGGGUACCCUCCACGUUCACUCAGAUGAUGUCCAGUGUGUCUAACCUCUUCUGUGGAUACCCAGAGGGAGGCGGGUCCAGGGUCCUGUCCUUUAACUGGUACGAAGACAAUAACUACAAGGUGUUUCUGGGAGUCAAUGGAAGCAAGAGCCAAAGCUUUGUCUAUGACGACUCUACCACUCCUUUCUGCAACGCCCUGAUGCAGACGCUGGAGUCCAACCCCAUCACAAAAAUCGUGUGGAAUUCAGUCAAGCCCCUGCUGAUGGGAAAGAUCCUGUACACCCCUGACUCCCCUGCCGUCCACAAGAUAUUAAAGAGUGCCAAUACAACAUUUGAGGAGUUAGAGAGACUGCAGAACAUGGCCAAGGCCUGGGAGGAGUUGGGGCCUCAGCUCUGGGCUUUCUUCCAGAACAGUGUCCAGAUGAACAUGAUCAGGGACACCCUGAGAAACCCAACAGUGAUGAACUUCAUGGACAACAAUCUGCAGGACACUAACUUCACCACUAAAGAUAUUCUGAACUUCCUGUAUAAUGGUCCAGAGGACUGGAGGGAGCCAGGGAUGCCCAACUUUGACUGGAGAACAAUUUUUAAUAACACAGACCAGAUGAUACGCAUGUUCAACAAGUAUGGAGAGUGCAUCAAUCUUGAUAAGUUUGUGGCUUUCACGGAUGAGUCACAGAUGAUCCACCAGGCUUUGCACCUGCUGGAGCAGAAAAAGUUCUGGGCCGGUGUGGUCUUCAUAGACAUGUACCCCUGGACCACAACUGUCCCCCCACACGUCAAGUACAAGAUCCGCAUGGACAUCGACGCAGUGGAGCGAACCAAUAAGAUCAAAGACAGGUACUGGGACCCAGGCCCCAGAGCAGACCCCAUGGAGGACCAGAGGUACAUCUGGGGGGGCUUUGCCUACCUGCAGGACAUGAUCGAACACGGCAUCAUUAAACUACACACAGGCAAUGACUGGCCGCUCGGGGUCUACGUCCAGCAGAUGCCAUACCCGUGCUAUGUAGAUGACCUCUUCAUGAUCACUCUGAACCGCUGCUUCCCCCUGUUCAUGGUGCUGGCCUGGAUCUACUCUGUGUCCAUGACUGUGAAGAGCAUCGUGCUGGAGAAGGAGUUGCGCCUUAAGGAGACUCUCAAAGUCAUGGGAGUCCACAACGGAGUCAUUUGGUACACAUAUUUCAUCGACAGCUUCAUCAUGAUGACUGCAAGCACAGCGCUGCUCACCGCCAUCAUCAUGGGUGGAAAGGUGCUAAACUACAGCAACCCCCUCCUCGUCUUCUUCUUCCUGCUGACCUUCACUGUCACCACCAUCAUGCAGUGUUUCCUGAUGAGUGUUUUCUUCAACAAGGCAAACCUGGCAGCUGCCUGCAGCGGUAUCAUCUACUUCACGCUCUAUCUGCCGCACAUCCUCUGCUUUGCCUGGCAGGAUCGCAUCACCAAGAACAUGAAACUGGCAGCUAGCUUGUUGUCUCCAGUUGCUUUUGGCUUCGGCACAGAGUACCUGUCCCGUUAUGAGGAGCAGGGCUUGGGUCUGCAGUGGGACAACAUCCAGACCAGCCCGUUAGAGAAGGACAAGUACUCCUUCCUCACUUCGGUCCUCAUGAUGGUGUUUGAUGCUAUCCUUUACGCCGUCCUGGCCUGGUAUCUGGAUAACGUCUUUCCAGGACAGUACGGUAUUGGUCGCCCAUUUUACUUCCCAUUCCAGCCCUCAUACUGGCAAAGUUCUGCAUCCUCAGACACAGAAAUAACUGAUGAAGAUCUUGACAAACAUGAGACAAACAACAUUGAGGUGGAUUUGGAGAGCAGAGGAACACCAGAGAUGAACCACUGCAACGGCUCAGCCAGCAAGAAAACCUGUAAGCACCAGAGUAAGAGAGAACGACUGGAGAGAGAGAGGGAGAUGCUGAGGAAACAAGAAGAAACUCCGAAUCAGGAAGAGGAGGGACAGGAGGAGGGGACUGAAGGUCAGCUGUUCUUUGAGGCGGACCCGAUGAGUCUGGUGAUGGGCGUGCAGAUUCACAACCUGGUGAAGAUGUUUGGUGGAGGCUCUCGUCCCGCCGUCAACGGCCUCAACAUCAACUUCUAUGAGAGCCAGAUCACAUCCUUCCUGGGGCACAACGGGGCUGGAAAAACCACCACCAUGUCCAUCCUGACCGGCCUGUAUCCUCCCACAUCCGGCACAGCAUACAUCAAUGGGAGGGACAUCAGAACUGACAUGGACACCAUCCGCUCAUCUCUGGGGAUGUGUCCUCAGUACAACAUCCUCUUCAAACACCUCACUGUAGAGGAGCACAUCCUCUUCUACUCUCUGCUGAAAGGUCGGACUCAGGAGGAGGCAGGGAGGGAGUUGGAGGACAUGCUGGUGGACCUGGGGCUGCCGCACAAGAGAGACGACGAGGCUCAGAACCUCUCAGGUGGCAUGCAGAGGAAACUAUCAGUAGCCAUGGCAUUCGUAGGAGGGUCAAAGGUCGUGAUCCUGGAUGAACCCACUUCGGGAGUGGAUCCCUAUUCCAGGAGAUCCAUCUGGGACCUCCUGCUGAAAUAUAGAACUGGUCGGACGGUGAUUCUGUCCACUCAUCACAUGGACGAGGCCGACCUGCUGAGCGACCGCAUCGCCAUCAUCUCUAAAGGACAACUCCACUGCUGCGGAUCCCCCCUCUUCCUCAAAAACUGCUUUGGAGUUGGUUUCUAUUUGACUCUUGUGCGCCGGAUGAAGGAUCUCAAAAAGAAGGAGAACGAUUGUGACUGUGCCUCAGACUGCUCCUGUUCCUGCUCCAUCUGUACCAGAUAUAAAGACCAGUCUCAAAACCAGUCCCAGCAUCUAGACAGAGUCCUGGAUGGGGACAUAGACAGCAUCACUAACCUUAUACACCACCAUGUCCCUGAAGCCAAACUGAUCGAGACCAUUGGCCAGGAGCUGACCUACCUGCUCCCAAACAAGGGCUUCAAACAUCGGGCGUAUGCCAGCCUGUUCAGGGAGCUGGAGGAGACGCUCAUGGACAUGGGCCUCAGCAGCUUCGGCAUCUCUGACACGUCGCUUGAAGAGAUCUUUAUAAAGGUCACUGCAGAUGGAGAAGCAGCGAGUCAUGCCACUACUCCUGAGCAGUGGAUGUUGAACUGGAGGAAAAAAAACUGCAUGGUCGGUGAUGAAGAACAUAAUGGUGUGGCUAACGGCACUACCCACGGUGCCUCAGACAGCAGCGCAGGACGAGGAUCCCGGCAGGUGAAAGGGUUCACUCUGGUCCUGAAGCAGUUCCACGCGCUGCUGGUGAAGAGGUUUCAUCACGCCACAAGAAGCAAGAAAGACUUCAUGGCUCAGAUCGUUCUUCCUGCCAGUUUUGUCCUCAUAGCUCUGGUCUUCACCAUGGUCGUUCCUCCUUUUGGAGAGUAUCCAAGUCUGACUCUGACUCCCUGGAUGUACGGACAGCAGUUCACCUUCUUCAGCAACGAGCAACCGUUCGACCCCAAAAUGAAGCGCUUUGCAGAUCGCUUACUGAACAGACCCGGCCUAGGGACUCGCUGCAUGGAGGGGGAACCACUCGGAUUGUCGUGUAGUAACAGCACCUCAGAGUGGGAGGACCCUGAUGUCUCCCCUGCGAUCACCACAGUCUCACAGAGUCCAGAGUGGAACCAGAGAAACCCGUCUCCGUCCUGUCAGUGCAGCACCAGUGAGAAACUUACCAUGAUGCCCAUUUGUCCAGCUGGAGCGGGAGGUCUGCCCCCGCGUCAACGAAUCGAGGCUUCAGGAGACACGAUGCUGGAUAUGACAGACAGGAACAUCUCUGACUUCCUGGUCAAAACGUACCCAAGUCUCAUCAGAGAAAGUUUGAAGAGCAAAUACUGGGUGAAUGAACAAAGGUAUGGAGGUCUGUCAGUAGGAGGACAGCUUCCCAUCCUCAACGUCAGCCCUCAAAACAUUCAGGACGUCUUUCACCAGCUGGGAGAAAUGCUCAACAUCACAGGGGGUCACUAUUCUGGACUUGCACUGAGGGAGAUCGGUCCUUUCUUACGAUACAUGGAGAGUGAAUUCAAUGUAAAGGUUUGGUAUAACAACAAAGGCUGGCACGCCAUGGUGGCGUUCAUGAAUGUGGCCAAUAACGCCAUCCUGCGGGCUUUUCUACCCCGGUCUGCAAAACCUGUCGAGUUUGGCAUCACCGCCAUCAACCACCCUCUAAACCUCACCAAAGAGCAGCUGUCUGAAGUCACAGUGUUGACCACUUCAGUUGAUGCCGUGGUGGCGAUCUGUGUUAUUUUCGCCAUGUCCUUCAUCCCUGCCAGCUUCGUCCUCUACCUCAUCCAGGAGCGAGUGACCAAGGCCAAACACCUGCAGUUUGUGAGCGGGGUCAGCCCUCUGGUGUACUGGGUGGCCAACUUCUUCUGGGACAUGAUGAACUACACCCUCAGCACCGCAAUGGUGGUUGGCAUUUUCAUGGCUUUUGACAAAAAGUGUUACACGUCACCGUCCAACCUGCCCGCACUGAUUACACUGCUUCUUCUAUAUGGGUGGUCAGUGACACCCAUGAUGUAUCCCAUGUCCUACUUAUUCAACAUCCCCAGUACAGCGUACGUGUCGUUGUCCUGCAUCAACCUUUUCAUAGGCAUCAACAGCAGCGCCAUCACCUUCAUCCUCGAGCUCUUUGAAAACAACCGGUCUUUGCUGAUGUUCAACGAGUGGCUAAAGAAAGGUCUGCUGGUGUUCCCUCACUUCUGCCUGGGGCGAGGGCUGAUCGACAUGGCCAUGAACCAGGCUGUUACUGAUGUCUAUGCCAGAUUUGGUGAGGAGUUCACACAGGACCCUUUCCGCUGGGACUUUGUGGGGAAAAACAUUGCCUUCAUGGCCGUGGAGGGCUUCGUCUACUUCAUCCUCAAUCUUCUGAUCCAGUACCGCUUCUUCGUGGACCACUGGUUAACGGAGAAAAAGCAGGGUCCAAGCAAAGGCGAGGAUGUUGAUGUAGCCGCAGAGAGGCAGAGAAUUUAUGAAGGAGGGAGCAACACAGACAUUCUGCAGAUCAGAGACCUCUCUAAGACGUAUGUGGGCAGGAAGAGGGCAGCUGUGGACCGGAUUUGUGUUGGUGUUCCUGCAGGAGAGUGCUUUGGUCUCCUGGGAGUUAAUGGAGCUGGAAAGACAACAACCUUCAAAAUGCUGACUGGUGACACCGAUGUCAGCUCUGGGGAGGCGACUGUCGGAGGUUACAGCAUCCUGACAGAGAUUCUGGACGUGCACCAGAACAUGGGCUACUGCCCUCAGUUUGACGCCAUCGAUGAGCUCCUAACCGGCAGGGAGCAUCUGUACCUGUACGCUCGUCUCAGAGGGGUACCUGAGUCUGAGAUCCCCAGAGUGGCAGAGUGGGGCAUCCAGAAACUGGGUCUGUCAGAGUACGCCAGCCGCUGUGCAGUGACCUACAGCGGAGGCAACAGGCGCAAACUCUCCACGGCCAUUGCCAUGAUUGGCUGCCCAGCGCUGGUUCUGCUGGACGAGCCCACGACGGGGAUGGACCCUCACUCUCGACGCUUCCUGUGGAAUGCCAUCAUGAGUGUGAUACAGGACGGCAGGGCGGUGGUGCUCACAUCACACAGUAUGGAAGAGUGUGAGGCCCUCUGCACUCGAUUGGCAAUCAUGGUCAAUGGGACCUUCAAGUGUCUGGGCACCAUCCAGCAUCUCAAAUACAAAUUUAGCGACGGCUAUGUAGUGACCAUGAAAAUCAAGGCAGCUAAGGCGGGCUCGUCCCCGGACCUGGAGCCUGUGGAGAGCUUCAUGGAGAGCUCCUUCCCUGGCGCUGUGCAGAGGGAGAAGCACUACAACACGCUGCAGUACCAGAUCGCCACCUCCUCUCUAGCCAGGAUAUUUCAGCUGGUGGUGGCCAACAAAGAGAGGCUCAACAUCGAAGACUACUCCGUUUCCCAGACAACACUGGACCAGGUGUUUGUCAACUUUGCCAAGCAACAGACAGGAGAGGACGAAGACGUCACGUUACAAAAACGAACAGGAAGAAAAGACGUAAAGAUCUCACCUGUGCAGAGAAAAACAUGAACAUUUCUCCUGUUAAUGAACAGAAACACAAAUGUAGAUGUGUUACUCUGCUGGGCAAUAAUAUGACUUCACAUUUGAAUGAAUUAAAUAGCCAAAUUGCUUCAUUAGAGAUUCUUUAAGACAAGCCUUGUCGGUUUUCUACCAAAGUCAGAGGUAGAAAAUAAUCAUCUUCCAAAGCACAGAAUACUGUUAUACAUUUUUUCUGUAAAUAGAUGAUCAAAAAUCAUGCAUGUGUGUCUGACACAUUACUUUGACUUGACGUCAGAUGUGUGAACAGCAGAAACUGCUUCAUCUGAGAUAUGGAAGAGACAGAUAUAAAUUUCACUGGCCUGUAUACAUUUGUACAUACUGUAUGUGUAAUGAAUGCUUCAAGGGUUAGUGCAAUCUUUUGAAGUGGGGUUGAAUGUAGUGCUUAUUACCAAUAACAGUCAGUGCGCUGCCUUCAGUAGAAGGUGAUGGGCUUUUUGCUGUUUUGAAGCCUUCAGCUUUAAAGUAUGUUGGCUGCCCUCUUGCUUCUUUUGUUGUUCAGAUUUUGGUACUUGGUUAGCAAGUCAGGCAAUCACAUGGACACAUUUUCUUUUAAGGAAUAACAAGGAAAGACUUUUAACAGUGAAGAUGCUUUCAUAGUUCUUGUGACAUUAAACUAAUUUCAAUUACAAAUGUUGCCCUCAAAAAAUCAGCCAUCUUUGUAAAUUUGUUUUAAGUAAGCCAAUUGUUGACCUCGAUCCCAGUGGUACUGCCUUCACUUACAUGAUUGCCACACCCUGUUCUCUUGUGUUUCAUGCUUAAAGGGAUACAGCAGACUUACAACAUCUAAAAUCAUGAGCUCUGUGACGACAUUAUGUUGAGGAAGAAGAGGCUUAUAUUCCUGCAGACUUAAAUACAAAUUACGGGUGCCGUUGGCCUAGCGGUCUAAGUGCUCGCCCCAUGUAUAGUGGCUAUAGACCUUGUUGCAACAGUCACCGGUUUGACUCCCGGCCUUGACCAUUUGCUGCAUUACUUCCCCCUCUCUCUACUCCCCACAUUUCUUGUCUCUCUUCAGCUGUCCUAUCAUAUCAAGGCGAAAAAUGCCCAGAAAUAUUAAAAAAUAUAUCAUAAUAAUUAAAAUGAGUGGAGUCGCCCCCUGCUGGCCAUUUGAAAUAAUGCAAGAACUCCUCUUUGAUUUACCUUUCAGACCUGAAGGCUUCGACUACUUCUCAUUUACAGUUCAUGAGAAACACAUACGCAUAUAUUUACUACAUAAUGACAACUAAAAAGAGGCCUCCUUAAUAAUUAUUCAGUAGGUUUUGCCAUCGAUCAUCAGACAGUUCAUUUUCUUAAAUCUCUACUUCUCAAGUGAUGAUGUACCAGUCGUCUUCUACUGUAGCUGAUACAUUGACUAUAAACAAAUCACUCAAGCAACCUCACUACAAAACCUCCAAACUAACCUUUUGAGUACAUUAGAAUCAGUAUUUUUUUAAGUUUACAGUAACGCACACACCUCAAUUUUAUGUGACAUAUGUAAACAAACAUCAGUCAACAAUUAUUUCCAUUCUUCUCAGACCUGUUGUACAUGAAAGUAUUACACUCUCCAUUGUCAGUACAAAGUAGGAGAACACACUCCUCUUCAAGGAUUGAUCGAUGGGGGGGAAAGGUUAUUAAAUACUGCUGUGGAUAAAGAGGAAUUAUAUUUUGUAUGACCUAAUUAAAACUACAACAUGCUUUAUACUUCAUACUCUGCACAGUGUUGACUAGCUGAUUUGUACUGCAUCAUCACACCCAAAUAAACCGUAUAAAGUUUCUUUA
Molecule: messenger RNA, 8736 nt
Organism: Notolabrus celidotus (New Zealand spotty)
Lineage: Eukaryota; Metazoa; Chordata; Actinopteri; Labriformes; Labridae
Product: retinal-specific phospholipid-transporting ATPase ABCA4-like
Exons: 49
Coding region: 1-6951 (2316 amino acids)
Biological process (GO): transmembrane transport; lipid transport
Cellular component (GO): membrane; intracellular membrane-bounded organelle
Molecular function (GO): lipid carrier activity; ATP binding; ATP hydrolysis activity
Source: RefSeq, a predicted model, not a curated record